CUUCAUCACAGUAAGUCCACCUUCUAAAAUAUAUUUUGUUUCAUUUAAUGACGGUAUUCAUAUCAAAGUUCCAAUCUUGAAGAACUUGUUAACAAUGGAGCUUUCUCUGUUUUACGUUUAUUUACGGAUAGGAACAACAGUGGGGAAAGCUAUCCCCUUUGGUUUUACUGGGAUGAGGACUCUCAUCAGUGCCAAAGUAAUUCAAUCAUUUUACAAUUUAAAGCCAAAGUUUUAUGCACGAAUUAUAGCAAACGAUUUAACGACAAUAGCAACAUAUUAGCUAUAAGAACAUUAUUUUUAUUAUUCUACCUAUUUCACCGGUGGCGCGUAAAAACAGGACUACGCAAAAGGGGUGCCUCUAAAGCUUUGAAACUACGGCCAUAAGAUACAUGAUCUAUAUAUCAUAUUUUUGGAAAUUGUCUCUAUAUUUUGACUAUGUAAAAAUCAAUAAAGUAAGUAAAGCCAUUAGAUUAAAAAAAAAGCAUUUAAAGUGAAGGAUGGCUUCGUCUAAAUAUGACGCAACGCUUUGUCGCAAGGUCAUUUUCCCCCUCGAUAUGAUUUUUUUUAUUUUCCUUAUGAAUUCAAUAUUUUUAUAUAUUUGAAAAGCAUAUAUUCCCUGCUUUCAGAAGAUAUAAAAAUUAUUUUUAAUGCCUGGCAAAGUUAUAAGAAAAUAGCAAUUUUUUGCACAUGUACGUUUUCUUGCGAUUUUUUUCUCUCAAUGUUUAAACAUAUCGGCGUUUUACCUAUAUUUAUAUAUGAAAAUAGGGAAAAGUAAAUACAGCCUGUAAAAGUAGAGGACAUUUCCUUCUUGAUGGGCCCUUAUUCGUGUUAUAAUUCUCGGUAGUUUUUAUAUUAUGAUAAAAUGAAAUUGGGACAUGCUGCGCGGUUUUUUUUUUGUUUUUUUUUUUUAGAAUUAGCGACAAAACGUCGUCGCUAAAGGCGUUGUAUUGUCCUCUUUUAGUAAAUUCAGUACCUUUUGAUACACUAAAACAAUAUACACAUAUGUAUGAAAUAAUCAGUCAGGUAUUCUCUGCUUUUUAAAUUAAAGACUAGACUUUUUGACAUAACAGACAGUUGCUUCGUUAACAAAAAUGAAAAAGGAAAUAUUCAUAUCUAGUGAUCAAUCAUCCAAAAAAUUAUUUCGUGAAACACCACUCUGAUUCCACGUAGUACAUCACUUUCUGUGGUAAAUAUGAAAUCCCUGAGUGGUGUGUGACCGGUCGACAUGGAAUAAUUACCCCUCUUAUGCACCUUAUUCCACCUCUGGUAUGCCCAGGGGUCCUAGCUCUAUUUUAUAUUCCCGAUAGAAGUUAUGAGAUUAAUCAGUGUUAGAUAUCUUCACCUCUUCAUGUAAUAUAUGCAUUUUACCUCUUCAUGUAAUAUAUGCAUUUUUCCGAUAUCUAAUUAUUAAUCAAGUAGACAUCUACAUGUGUUCUCUACUUGGUCAACGGAACAAAAAAUCUGUUUCAAGUAAAACUGUCGUUUAUACUGUAACUUUUUUGUUGGUGUAUCAGAGGACACACGCUUACAUCUUCCUUAUAUAUCUUCCUUAUAUAUUCAGAGAUCAUUCAAUAAUGGAGUGUAUCAUUGUCAUAUUGUUAUCCGUACUGCUCGUUAUUGUAAAUACAGCUACAACACAGAAGAACAUCGGAGAAACAUGUUCCCAGUGUCAAAGUUGUCCAAUUGGUUAUCACGGUCGUAAUUGUUCCCUGCCCUGUAGAUAUCCAAGCUAUGGCGAGCGAUGUCAGAAAAAAUGUAAUUGUACGGCAGAAUACUGUACCAGCGAUAAGGGGUGUAUCAAUAAAACAAAUUGUGAACCUGGGUACUACGGGAGGGAUUGCUCGUUGCCCUGUAGAUAUCCUAAUUAUGGAGCGAAAUGUCAGUCUGAGUGCAAUUGUACCAAGACACUAUGUAGUCAUAUAACGGGGUGUCAACCCAGUACAGAUAACGUUCUGAUUUACACGACAACAGAAAAGGAAAAAGACGAGCAUUCCACAGCUGUCAAAGAGGACUUACAAACAGUCAUUGUAAUAGGAUGUUCAAUAGUGUUUGGCGUGAUAGUGCUCUUUGUGUCUAUAAUAAUAGCAUUAGUGAAGAGAAACAAACAAUCCAAGCGGAAAAAGGAACAAGAUUGUGACUUUGAUUCCGAAUUUAGUUCAUAUCAAUCCAUACGCAGUGAUACGGAGAGGAGUACGACUUCCGGUAGAUAUUGUCGCAACAUUCAUGAACUUAACGGGAAGCAAGCCCGAAGUCAGGAACUUGAAAUAUAUGAAAACACGUCUAUACAGGAAAAAAUGAGGACGUACCAUCCCUGACUACACCCGUGUAUAUGUGAUCGUUUAAAUCCAAUUAGGUCCGUUUCAUACACUGUCGGUAUGAUCUCCUGUUUUACGAAUAUAUCAAAUUAUAUCUGUCUUGACUGAAUUUUUUCCAAUUUCAAAUUACAUGACAUUGUAUAUAAUUCAUCAACAGGUAAAGGUACAUGUCUCUGGGUAUCCAACAUGUACAUGUUUGUGUAUAUAAGACAAAGCAGAAUUACAUGUUUCAACAAUCGAA
This is a messenger RNA of Ostrea edulis (European flat oyster), 2556 nucleotides long. RefSeq names its product multiple epidermal growth factor-like domains protein 10. Bases 1428 to 2315 code for a protein of 295 amino acids. The transcript has 6 exons. Gene Ontology annotation, molecular function: scavenger receptor activity. The record is from RefSeq and is a predicted model, not a curated record. NCBI's taxonomy places the organism in Eukaryota, Metazoa, Mollusca, Bivalvia, Ostreida, Ostreidae.